Messenger RNA from Otolemur garnettii (small-eared galago), 862 nucleotides. It is a transcript of the gene TRH, whose product is annotated as thyrotropin releasing hormone. The record is from RefSeq and is a predicted model, not a curated record. The transcript has 3 exons. NCBI's taxonomy places the organism in Eukaryota, Metazoa, Chordata, Mammalia, Primates, Galagidae. Gene Ontology annotation, cellular component: extracellular region. Bases 57 to 788 code for a protein of 243 amino acids. Gene Ontology annotation, biological process: hormone-mediated signaling pathway. Gene Ontology annotation, molecular function: thyrotropin-releasing hormone activity.
CAGACCCCGAGCCCCAGGAUCCCGGACUCGUCCCGCGGAGCCCGCGCCAGGCAGACAUGGCGAUGCCUGGCCCUUGGUUACUGCUCGCCCUGGCUUUGACCCUGACUCUGACCGGUGUGCCCAGUGGCCGCGCUCAGCUCGAGGAGGCCCAGCAGGAGGCGGUGACGGCCGCUGAGCACCCUGGCCUGGACAACCUCCUGCGCCAGGCGGAGCGCCUCCUUUUCCUCCGGGAAAACUUCCGGCGACUGCAAGGGGACCAGAAUGAGCCCUCAGAGUCUCAGAUCAUUCAACCCAACUGGCUCUCCAAGCGUCAGCAUCCAGGAAAAAGGGAGGAGGAGGCCGAAGAGGGAGUUGAAGAAGAGGAAGAAGAAGAAGAGGGAGGGGCCGUGGGACCCCACAAACGGCAGCACCCUGGCCGACGGGCGGAUGAGGCCUCAUGGUCAGCUGAUGGAAGCCAGCACAAGCGGCAGCACCCUGGCCGACGCUCUCCUUGGCCUGGGUAUGCUGUCACCAAGAGGCAGCACCCAGGCAGACGGCUGGUGGACCCUAAGGCCCAAAGGAACUGGGAGGAGGAGGGGUUGGAGGGAGAGGAGGAACUGAUGCCUGAGAAGCGCCAGCAUCCAGGCAAGAGGGGCCUGGGAGGCCCAUGUGGCCCCCAAGGAGCCUGUGAUCAAGCAAGCCUGCUGCUGGGGCUCCUGGAUGACCUAAGCAGGGGACAGGGAGCUGAGGAAAAGCGGCAGCACCCUGGGCGGCGGGCAGCCUGGGUCAGGGAGCCCCUGGAGGACUGAACCCUGUUUCCUGUAAACUUGAGUUUGGGGUCUAAGAAUGUCUUGAGCCCUGUGUGCCCCACCCCUUCAUGACC